CCAAAGAGUUGCUUGCUUCUUUUUGACUUGUUGAGUUGCUGGAUAUUCAGAUUCAGAUUCAGAUUCUUCACAUUAUUCACCCACUCUUUGGCGAAGUGAAUAGGAUUUGUCAGAAUCCUGAUACACAGUGAGCAAUUUUCAAUUCAGAGUCAUUGCUACCAAAUCCGACAAUCAUCUAUCUUCGACUCGACAAAGUCAUAUAGGCGUCCUGAGUUGUAGGUUCCGUUAAUCAUCGUUUCAUUUCUGAAGUGGAAAGCUCUACACAUCGCAGCACUGCUCAUCUGCUGACUCACACUUUCGAGUGAUACUUUCUUUAAUUCUUAUCUACUGAACAAGACCAUCUACUGCUAUCCAUUACUGACUUCUAACUCAUACCAAGUAAUAAGCUAACCUGUACUUUCGUUAACAUACCCACCCCAUUCACUCAUUAUACAAUAUGACAACCCUCGUCCAUCAACAAUCGCAUCACUCGUACGAGUCACAUUCGGCAUCCUACUCGUCGUCCGUAAACGUCGACAAAGUGGUCCAGUCUGUGACAAAUGCCACCAAGAGGUUGUCGCAGAUUUCCACAAACACUAACAAUUCGAACAAGAAGCGCAAGUCCCAGAACAAGAUCGGACCUUGGAAGCUCGGCCGAACUUUGGGUCGAGGCUCCACUGGAAGAGUGAGGUUGGCCAAAAACAUCAACACGGGCAAAUUGGCUGCUGUCAAAAUCGUGCCCAAGUCUAACUUCAAGAAGUUGGAGAAUCCGAAAUACAAGCGUUCGGAGUCUGUAGGAAGUAAAGAGCGUUUGCCGUACGGAAUCGAACGUGAGAUUAUUAUCAUGAAGCUCAUCUCGCAUCCCAACAUCAUGGGCUUGUAUGAUGUGUGGGAGAACAAAAACGACUUGUACUUGAUUCUCGAGUACAUCGAAGGAGGCGAGCUCUUUGACUACUUGAUCAAAAGGGGUAAGCUCCAGGAAUUUGAGGCCAUCAACUACUUCAAGCAGAUCAUCCAUGGUAUUGGCUACUUGCAUCAGUUUAACAUCUGUCAUCGAGACUUGAAGCCAGAAAACUUGCUUUUAGAUUUCAACAAGAACAUCAAGAUCGCUGAUUUCGGUAUGGCUGCCUUGGAAGUCAGAGAAAAGCUUUUGGAAACGUCUUGCGGUUCGCCUCAUUAUGCCAGCCCUGAGAUUGUAGCAGGCAAAAACUACCACGGGGCACCAUCUGAUAUUUGGUCUUGUGGGAUUAUUCUCUUCGCAUUACUUACUGGGCAUUUGCCUUUUGAUGACGAGAACAUCAGAAAGUUGUUAUUGAAAGUCCAGAACGGUAAGUUCAUCAUGCCUCACGACUUGAGCUGGGAAGCUAAAGACUUAAUCUCAAAAAUGUUGAGGGUAGAUCCUUCGGAAAGAAUUACUAUCGAUAAUAUCUUGACUCAUCCGCUCUUGACCAAGUACCCUGAGCCUUCUAUUGGAGACGUUCCCUCAUCUGUUAACGCUAUCCAGAACGUAGGACCAAUAGAAUCUGUAGAAAAGAUCGAUAAAGAAAUUCUCAAGAAUUUGAUCGUCUUGUUUCAUAACUGUGAAGAACAUACCAUUAUUUCCAAGCUUUUGUCGCCGAACAAAUGUCCUGAGAAGAUGUUCUACUACUUGUUGAUGAAGUACCGUAAUGAUCACACCUCUUCAGUGUCUAGUUCAUCAAAUGAUGACGACGCUGAGUUGACGGAUUCCCGGCAGAUCCCCAGAUCUACCUCUAUAGUUUGCACUACAACAGUUGAUCCUCAGACAGGUGAAAAACACGUCUCAGUCAAGAGAAUUCCAAACUCAACCUCGGUCCAUUCGAAUAGAUCAACGCUGAGGAAUAACAAGGUAUUGUCAAACAUCACUAACCAAACUGGUUCGGCCAAGAACUUCAAGGCUUCGACAUCGUUCAACAAGAAGAAGACCAUCAUGAACAAACAGGUGAUUUCACGUACGAGUCUCAAUACCAUGACUUCAAAAGUCAGACGUACACCUCCCAACUCUUCUAACAACCUACAUAGGCCCUCAUCUAAACCUCCGUAUCAAGAGCCUCCUAAGUUAAAGCGGAAGCUCACUGGGUUGUUGGACUUGAAUGAUUUUGAAGGAGAAGGCCAGCCUAAAGCUGCCACUGAUCCUUCAGAGGACAAAGAAAACAUAGAUCUACACCUGAAUUCAAUCAAGCACUCCAAAUCUUUUGACACAAAGACUUUGAUCAAUUUCAAACAGAUAUGUGAUGAUAUGUUCAGCGACUCGAAACCAACAACGUUGCAAGACACUGUCAUUCCCGAAGAAGUGGGACGUAAACGUAAUCCUAGUCAAAGAAGAGCCCCUGAACCUAACGAGAAUCCAAGACAUUCUAUUGCUAGUGAUAAAUCGCUGAUAGUAUUGGACCAGGAGGAAAAGGCACUUCAGGAGAAUGCAGCAAAAGAAGUAGAACGUAGACGCCAGCUGUUGCUCUUGCAAGAAAAACAAAAGGCAGCCUUGGAGAAAUUGAGGAAACAUCAGAGUAAUAACGACUUCUCCAACUUGGUUACUGGUUCACGUCAUUUUACUGAGCCAGUUAGAUCUUCUUUGGAUCCAAGAGUAAACACUUUAUUGAGAGCUAAAUCUUUGGCCACUCCUAGACCUAACUAUGGAUCUAGAAAUACGCUCAAUGGUUUCAACAACAAUACCAAUAAGGUAUUGAACAAGUUAGGUAUUGAAGUCAUACCCUCACCCAGAAAGUUGAACAAUGGUUUAAAAACUUCAUCUUCUAAAAACUUAGCAGGUUAUCUAUUAACAUCUGCUAAUAACGUAGAAUCUCCAAAAACCGGGCAUGAAAUUUUCCAGGACAAUAAUGAUAACAAAAAGGAUAUAAGUUUGGAUCAGUUUAGCAAACAGGAAAAGGAGCAAAGAAAUAUCUUGAAACCAACUACUAGUGCCAACAGCUUCAAUGUUAGUCCUAAGAGAAACAGUGUCCAGAGUUCUUACUAUAAGUCUCUUCUUACUGACAUAGAUGAAACGAAGCCUAUCAAAGAGAUCAAGCCUCUGGUACUCCCAGAAGAAGAAUUCCUAGUUAAGUCUUCGAUAUCUAAAGCACAAUUGCCCAAUCCUAGAUUCUCAAGAUUCUCGUUUGGUGCUAUUCUCAGUGAGAGUUAUGCCCCUGAAGCCGACGCCACUAUCUUGAACAGUAUCCAUACCUCAGCUGGAACAGUUGUAAGAAAGAACAAGAAAUCUGAUACUCAAGAAACUACCAAGAGUUUGGGGCAGUUGAAGAAGUCUUCUACUACCAAUUUGUUAGGCUUGGGUAUCAAAAUGAAAGAAUCUAUCAAAGAAGAUGAAGGCAGACUUCGAAGCGAUUCUAAAAAGAGAGUUGUAUCAACUGCUUCUUCUAGAUUGAGUGGACCUGCUGCAGCCGCCUUCAUUUCUGUAAACGUAUCGGAAUCUGUAGAUGAAGACACCAACAAUUCUAAUAGUUUGCAAAAGAAUGCCGUCAGCGAUUAUGAUUCUGAUGCCGACUUCGAGAAUGAAUCUGAUGCUACAAUGUUGGACGAAAUUGAUUUCACUCGUGCUUCGACGUUUACUCGAAGUCAAGAGCCUUCCACUCGUCACCGAAAUAAUACUUUGAAUCUAUUGGAAGCUGAUCUUUCCAAUUUUGAACUCAUCAGUUCGAGAACUGCUGAUAUCGGUAAGCUCAACACUUCGAGACCCAAUAUGAUUGAAAAUCUGGAAACCUCCAAUGAUACGUUAUUGACCCAUAAUGAAGUUGACGAUGAAGACAGUGCCACCUCAGUUACUAAGUCUAUUGAAACUGAAAAGCCAACCAGACUUUCUGACAUCGACAAGCCUAACUUGGCUCAUGGAUCUGUAAAGACUUCACAUAUUCCAGUCGAGGAAGAGUCUGACAACGAAUCAUUUGCAAUUGGGGAUAACCGUUCUGACAUUUUGGACCAGGCUCUGAUUGCCAAUACCAGCAUUGACGACAAUAACACUUUUGAUUUCGACGAAUCAAAACAUAACCUGAAGAUAGUAGAAGAUGAAAACACCUCCUUAAAGAGAACCAGAGUUGACACUGAGAUCUUCAGCACCAUGAACAUGAACAACGUGAGAGUUCAAACACCAGAAGUUAAAGCUAACACAAACACUACCUCAGUAAAUCACAAAGUUGACUUCAUUCCAUCUCUAAGUCUAGGUUAUGAUACUCUUGAUGAUGAUGGCCAAAUCAUAACCAACAAAUCUGGCAAGCAGGAUGUGUUGAGAAGAUUCAGUAUGCAACCCAGAAGACCUGCUCCGAAGGCUCCAGGGAUGUUGGAGGAAGAGGUAAAGAGACCAAAGAGACUCUCCAAGAUUUUCCCAAAUGUCUUGAAUCAGAAUAACGACAACCAGAAGACUGGCAGUCCUGUUCAGGCUAGUAAGAGUAACUGGUUCAAGAAGUUCUUUCAGUCUAUCACUACACCCAAGAUUGGAAGCCAGGAAGAUACUGCUGCUGUUAGCUCCAAGAACAUGUUUAUAAUGGACUGUAGCUUGACAUCGCUGUCUUUGUUCAGAAUCAUCAGAAUGCAGUUGGAGUUGAAGAAGAUCGAAGGGACGAUUGAAAAGGUUCAUAUAGACCAAGAAUUUGGUCUCAUCAACGGUGUGAUUCCUGCCAGAUAUGCCCAUGGCAGAAAGUUGAAGUUCAAUAUCGAAAUCAUCGACCUCAUCAACACCUCGUCCUUGCAUUUGAUGAAGGUAAAGGGUAACGACAAGGGGUUUAAAAACUUGGUCAACAUCGUGAGUUUCAUAGUCAAGAACGAAGAAGAGGCUACAGGUAGCAGACGUUCCAAGGCAUACAAGUUUUCCGGUUUCCAGCAACCAUAGUGGAUUUUUACAAUAGAUAUAUAAACUGAUUAAUAAAGAAUAUUUGAAUAAG
Scheffersomyces stipitis CBS 6054 is the source of this 4886-nucleotide messenger RNA. It is a transcript of the gene HSL1, whose product is annotated as protein kinase. Gene Ontology annotation, molecular function: tau-protein kinase activity; ATP binding; protein serine/threonine kinase activity. Gene Ontology annotation, cellular component: cytoplasm. Lineage: Eukaryota; Fungi; Ascomycota; Pichiomycetes; Serinales; Debaryomycetaceae. Gene Ontology annotation, biological process: intracellular signal transduction; protein phosphorylation; microtubule cytoskeleton organization. The coding region runs from base 437 to 4834 and encodes 1465 amino acids. The record is from RefSeq and is a predicted model, not a curated record. The transcript has a single exon.